AUGUCAACUAAGGAUACAUUGAAUUUUAUUUCACAACAAAUCCAUAUUUAUUAUGGUUUGUCUAUCGUAAUCCUUGGAGUUAUUGGUGGAAUAUUCAAUAUUAUUAUUUUUACAACACUGAAAAUAUUUCGAGAAACAACAUGUGCAUUUUAUUUGAUCAUUGUUUCAAUAGUCAAUAUUGGUCAAUUAUUAAUUGCAUUAUUUGUACGUGUCCUUAGUGAAGGUUUUAAAACGGAUAUUAGAAGCAUAUCAUGGGUUUGCAAAGUUCAAAUAGCUAUGGCAGGAUGGUGUAACGCGAUUUUAUUUACAGGAUUGUGUUUGGCAACCAUUGAUCAAUACCUAUCUAUGAGUAAAUAUCGACAUUUUAGUAACCUACGGUCGGCUCAACGUAAUAUUCUACUUACUUGCAUUUUUUGGAGUAUAUAUUGCAUUUUGUUUCUCAUUUACUGGGAUACAACCUUUGGUACAUGUACAGUUAUUGAUUCGCGUUUUGCAAUAUAUGUAACUCGUUUUCAAUAUCCAAUUCUUUUUGGAUUUUUCCCUUUAACUACAAUGAUUACAUUUUCUUUACUGGCUUUUUAUAGUGCUCGUACAUUAGUCAGUCGACAAGUGAAUAUUGUGCGUUUAAGUCGAGAUAGACAAUUAACAGCAAUGGCACUUAUUCAUGUUUUAUUUGUUGUAAUAACAACAUUACCUCAUGUGAUUUACUUUACAUAUUCAUUGAAUCAAGUUAGUAAAGAUCCUGAACAAAUAGCACGUAAUAAUCUUAUCUUCUCAAUUACAGUUUUAAUCGAUUAUUCAAGUUAUGCUGUUUCAAAACUUCUAUUUGGAAAAACUGAAUUUUGA
Rotaria sordida is the source of this 846-nucleotide messenger RNA. The record is from the annotation of a GenBank genome assembly. NCBI's taxonomy places the organism in Eukaryota, Metazoa, Rotifera, Eurotatoria, Philodinida, Philodinidae.